AUUGUCAGUGAUGUACACAAAAUGCGCACUUUUGAACAGUCCGUCGCCGAAUGCAGAAUACUGGGCGGAAGUCUGGCUGCCAUCAACUCUAAUUUCGAACAGGACGCAAUUACGGCAAUGAUGUCUGGCCAACAUCUUCCGGUCUGGAUUGGGCUUCGCAUGCGGGAUCACCAGCAUGCCUGGAUUCAGAAUACACCAAUAAUUUACACAAAUUGGGUGGACAAUGAACCGUUGUGGCACAACAAGAACCUGACCCGUCGGACGUCCAACCUGACGGAUGAUGUCAGCGCAGCCUGCAACAGCCUCCACGCUGGUGCCGUUCCGGCUGUGCCACAUUCGGCCGGUGAUGUGGCCUUCAUGCGCUACCUUGCUGCUGCCAACUAUUCAACCAACACUGCAACGGCAGAUAAGACCACUUUUUGGAUUGGCCUGAAACUGAACACUACAGAGCUCAUUCUCCGGUCAGAUGACAAUAGAGAGAUGGGCGCGCCUGUCUACCUCGACUACGCGGCGCUCUUUGAAGAAAUGGCACGGGCCGGCAACAGCGAAAAUCUCUGUUUUGCUCUCGUCUCCGGAAAACCCGUAUAUGAGGCCAAGCCCUGUAACCACACCGGGCCGGCUAUAUGCUCCUACCUUUUGGGUGAGUGUAUUAUUUUAUUAUCUUUUAUUUUGUGGCACGUUCUUUUCAGCGACGUGGUCUGGGAGGCCACCAUCUGA
Molecule: messenger RNA, 717 nt
Organism: Dibothriocephalus latus
Lineage: Eukaryota; Metazoa; Platyhelminthes; Cestoda; Diphyllobothriidea; Diphyllobothriidae
Source: the annotation of a GenBank genome assembly